Molecule: messenger RNA, 3247 nt
Organism: Eleginops maclovinus (Patagonian blennie)
Lineage: Eukaryota; Metazoa; Chordata; Actinopteri; Perciformes; Eleginopidae
Gene: slc4a1ap
Product: solute carrier family 4 member 1 adaptor protein
Exons: 14
Coding region: 4-2409 (801 amino acids)
Molecular function (GO): protein binding; mRNA binding
Source: RefSeq, a predicted model, not a curated record
AACAUGGCCGCCUCCCCGCCGCCAGACGUGUGUUUGGAAAAUACGGACGAACAAAUGAACUCCGCAAUGGAAAGAGGCGAGUGUUCAGCCGAAGUGAAGGAGAGCGUACAUGAAAUCAAAACACUCAAGAAAAAGGACCCAGAAACAGAGGACACUUUUAAAAAACCGGCUCUUUUCGCUGCUCCGUCGCUCACCAUCAAACGCAGUAACGCAGCACCGUCCAAACCAGCAGCAGCCGAGAUAAAACAAGUGAAAGAAGAAGACGAAGCUAUAGACGUGGACACAGAAAGGGCAGAUGAUUCUGGUGUUGUUAGUGAAAACAAACCUACCGAAAAAGUCUUAGAAGAGGAGAAGAAAUGCGCUAAAGACAAGAGCGUGGCUCCUGUCAAACCAAAGACAGAAGCGAAGCCCAGGGUGCUACCUGCUAAAGCCCCCCCCGUUGGUAAAUUCCCCCCUAUCCCAUAUACAGAGCCACUAUGGGGUGGCACGGCUCCAGAUACCCCCUAUGCUCUGGAAAUCCUUAAAAACGGCACCAUAGUGGACACGGUGCCCCUGACAGAUAAAAGCUACAUCGUGGUUGGACGUCUGCCUGUGUGUGACGUCCCUCUGGAGCAUCCCUCCAUCUCCAGGUACCACGCCAUCAUCCAGUACCGCAGAGAGCAGGGAGAGGGGGAGUCUGUGGGGGAGGAGAGGGGCUUUUACGUCCAUGAUCUGGGCAGCACGCACGGCACUGUUGUCAACAAGAACAAGAUUCCCCCCAAGACCUUCAUCAGGAUCCGUGUGGGACAUGUGUUAAAGUUUGGUGGGAGCACGAGGCUUUUUGUCCUGCAGGGUCCAGAGUUUGAUGAGGAAGAGGAGUCUGAGCUUUCAGUGACCGAGCUGAGGGAGAAAGCCCGGAAAAAAAGGGAAGAGCUGGAGAAGAGGAUGAUGGGAGACGGUUCUGAUGAUGAUGAGAAGGAGGAAGACGGGCAAUCUGAAAGCAGCAAGGGCUCGGGCAAACCAUCAAACGAUGACUCAGGCUGCUCAUGGGGAAUGGCUGAGGAAGCCGCUCCGGAGGAAGACGAGAACGAGGAAAACCCGUUUUCAACCGAGUUCCAGGAGGACCAGGAGGCAGCGUACCUGAAAGACCCAAAGAAGGCUCUGCAGGGCUUCUACGACAGAGAGGGAGAGGAGCUGGAGUUUGAGUACGAAGACAAAAGCCAUGGCAGCUGGCUCUGCAGAAUAAAGCUCCCUGUGGACGACGCCAUGGGCCGGCAGCUGGUUGCCGAGGUGACCCACACAGGGAAGAAGAAGGAAGCAGCCAUUCAGUGCUGUCUGGACGCCUGUCGAAUGCUGGAGGCCAGAGGGCUGCUCCGCCAGGAAGCAGUGUCCCGUAAGCGCAAGAAGAAGAACUGGGAGGACGAGGACUUCUACGACAGCGACGAUGACAACUUCCUGGAUCGGACCGGCACUGUGGAGAAGAAGAGGAAGGAGAGGAUGAAAAAGGCCGGGAAAGUUGCCGAGCGGCCUGAAACCUACGAGUCAUUGGUGGACAAACUGUCGAAGGUGGAGAAGGAGCUGGCGGAGACUCAGAGAAAGCUGAGCGGAGGGAAAGGAGACUCCUCCGGCUCCUCCUCUGAGGACCCUCUGGACGCAUUCAUGACGGCGGUGAGGACCGAGGUGGCGAUGGAUGCCGUGGAGCGCAGGAAGCUUCACGUGCACUCGGCCGACUUACGCAAAGAGGUUCAGAGGCUCUGCAAACUGGUGGAGCUGACGCGGCCCGCACAGAUGCCCUCGCUGCUGCCGGGUGGUAGCACAGAGCCGGAGAAACCUAAAAAGUCCUUACCGCUGUUCGGAGCCAUGAAAGGAGGAAGCAAAUUCAGACUGAAGACCGGGACCAUCGGGACGUUACCUCCGAAGCGCCCCAACUUACCCGCAGAGCUGUUCAACAUGAAAAUACUUCCACCACCAAGUAUAGAGGAGGAGGAGGAGGAGGAGGAAGAAGAAAAGGAGGAGGAGGAAGCAGCAGAGAAAAACGAGGAUAAUGAUGAUCAAGAGUGUGAAACUAUGACUGAGAGUAAUGAAGAGUCUGAAGCGUCCACGUCUAUACAGAAGACGCAAAAACAGAGGUCACAAGAGCCAAAAGGGUCAAGCAACAAACAGAGGAAAAGUGAGGAGUGUGAUGAACCCGGGAAGAAGGGUCCCCAGGCUGUGGCCCCAUCGAGUCCAGGAGCAGGGGGUGAUGGAGAGCCAGCAGCACAGCACAGCCCCAGGAAGAACAUGAAGAAGAAAGUGAUGGGCCCCAGCAGGCCACCGAAGCAGCUCUCUGAAAAGUAUCCGGAGGAUGACCCUGAUUACUGUGUGUGGCUGCCUCCUACAGGUCAGUCUGGAGACGGCCGCACACACCUCAACGACAAGUUCGGCUACUGAGGGGAACAGAGGAGAAGGAAAGCUCUUGUGUCUCCACUCCGGCAGCUUAUAUUCUGCGUACAAUACCUGCAACACAAAGCCUGCAGUCUCCUCAGCGCCGACCAUUAACCCUUCUGCCGGCCCCUGCGAGGCGUUCAGGGACCUGCAGAAGGAGAAUAAUAAAGCACCUUUCCCUAUCUUAGCAUGCUCAGACUGCCAUAAUCAUUCUAUUUCACAUUAUUCUGGCAAGCUCCGUGAGCAGACACUGGGCAGGCAGCCCGCUGGCACUUACCACCCAUGACAAUAAUAGAGAUGAAAGCUUGUUUUUUUACUUUUAAUUCUUUAUCAUCCAAGCAGAAAAUAAAAAAAUCGACAGAGCAGGAGCGCUAACUGAUCUGAAUUCAGCUUUCUGGCUCUUUGGCUCUUCUAGUUUUGAAUCCACCUGACAUCCAAUUGGCGUAUUUGGCUUCAGUCGAUCGCUGGCAUCAUUUUUUCAAUUCUUUCUUAUAAAAGGAGAGUGUGGAGAAAGAGAGGGAGAGCAUUGAAGCAGCUUUUCCGACCAUCUGGACACUUGGAUGGCUUACUGCUUGAAACGCAAGCUGAUAAUGACUCAAGCUAAGUGGAGUGUGUGCCUGCGUGUACACACACUCACACACACAGCCCCAACCUUCUCAAAGUUCUCUUUUUAACAAGAUUGUCUUUAACGGUGACUCAGCGAUCGGUGUGUUUGCCCAGAGCAGGAUUCCUCUCUCUGUGAAAUCCCACUCAGUGCUGCUGGUAUACGGCCAUACUCUACACCCUCAGUGUAAAGAAUUGUAUUUUUGUUAUAUAAAUGUUGAAUAAAAUUGUCUGUACGUCG